GUCGCUGUCGAUUAUGCGUUCCGAGUCCGUGUGAGCCUUGUGAGAAAGUUUGGGAUUAUGUGCUGGUUGUGUGGUAUCCGUAUUUCACUGGGUGCUCCCUUCGUUUUCUUUUUUCCUCUUCAUACAUAGUCUUUUGUCUUGUGAGGUUUUUUGUUUGGCGUUUGCGUUUAAGCGGGUGCGUAUUUCCCCGCAUCGAUUAUGAGAAGUAUAUGCUGAUAACCUGCAGUUUUUAUAGUUCGUUUUAAUUUUUUUGCAGCCGCACCACACCACCCACUAUGGAUCCCGAAAUCCUGGUGUUCAUGCCUCACGGCGAUGUCACCCUCAGACUAACUCGAGAAAUCGAGAAAGAAAUUCCACACAGUCGAUCCUCCUCCUUUUCCUCAAUCAAUUCUACACCAAGUAGAAGGGAAUCUAAAGUCAUCGAUGAAUUAGCAGAUGCAGCGCUAGCGGAAUUGGAAAACGAGUCAAACGACACGGCGGUGGAAGAAGAAUCAAGAGCGGAGGAACAAGAACUCGAGCCUGAAGAAAGUUCUUUUUUCUAUGCGCCAGAUCCUCCGGCUGUUGAGGAUGGCCCUUUCUUUCCCCCUCCUCCACGGGCGAGAAGGGAGUCUAAUGCGUCCUCGCGACGGGAAAGAAGUACGAGUCCGCCGGCUAGUUUUUGGGCGAAUUUGAAGAGACAGCAGACUGAGAGGGCGAUUGCAGCAGCAACGCCUCUUCCUGUUGAAGAAGUCCAGAAUGAAAUUCCAUUAAAACGGAGCCCCUCACGUCGAAGGCAAACGGUCAAAUUUACGCAGGAAGUGCACUGUGUUGUUUCCUCUAGACAUAUGAUGUUGGCUUCAGAGCAUUUUAUGACUUUGCUCUCGGGCGAUACCGAGGAAGCUAAUACACUAAGGACUAUUGGUCAUGUCACUAUUCCGCUUACGGUUGAUGUGGAGACGUUGGUCAUAUUACUUAACAUCAUCCAUGGGAAGACGAGAGAGGUUCCGCGGCAGGUUUCGUUGGAGACGCUGCGUGAGCUUGCGGUUAUGGUGAGUGACCUUAGAAUGAUUAGUUCGGUGGAAUUUUUCGCCGAUACUUGGAUUGAUCAUUCGAGGGAGGAGUUACCUGCGUCUUAUACAGAAGAUAUUUUGUCCUGGCUCUAUAUAUUUUUUGUAUUUGAGAGGCCGGAUGAGUUUAGGGAUGUGUCGAAAAUCACGGAACGGGAAUGUGAUGAGAAGAUUGGUGAUGAUGAGGUGGGACGUCUUCUGCCAGUAGCUGUUAUCAGUGAGUUCGAAAUGUUCAUUGCUUUCAUUGGAAUACGAAGACUAAUGUCGAAUAGAUGCCAUAAAACAAGCACGACAAAGCGCCAUUGAGACGAUAGUCAACGUUAUCCACUCCCUCAUCAAGAAAUACAUGGAUGGCAAAGUCCACUGCGAUAGCGGCAUGGAUGAAGACUUGCGAUUCGCUUGUGAUGCCAUGCUCCUCGGUUCUCUCAUGAAAGGUUCCUCGAAGAUUGGUAUCUGGCCCAGACCAGAGACGCCCUUCGUUGGGAAGAAAUUUAAUUCUCUCGCGGCGGAGAUUAGAAAAAUUAAGAUGGUCGAUGUUUGUGGGAAAAGUAGCGGGAGGAGAUGGAGUAGUUAUAGUGGGUUUGAGAGGAAUUCUCACGGAUUGGAGGACCAGAUUGAGAGUAUUAUCAAAGCUGUUGAGGGGGGUCUGGGAGGUCUUGACCUUGACCAGUAUAAAAAAGAAAGGUGAGUAAAUUCUUGAUUCUUGUAUGGUUGUUUGCUAAUCUUUUUGUAGUGGUGGGAGUUGGGACGAUUUCCGGGUCCACGUUGCUCCAGCGCCAGCCAAGAAAGAAUCACCUGUUCUUGAGAGUAUAGAGGAGGUACCAGAAGUUGAAGCAGAAGUUGAGCCAGACGUUCAGCCAGAAGUUCAACCAGAAGUCCAGCCAGAGCCUGAGACAUUAAUUGAGCCAGCACCCUGGCCUAAACCCGAAUCAAAAGCUGAGCCAAUAGUCGUCGAAUCAGAGGUCUAUCCAGAAAUCGAAGCCCACGAGCUCGAAGGUCGAGAAGUCGAACGGGAACCCGAGCCGGAAAUUGUCCUGGAAGGCCUCUCACCGGAAGAGCCUGUCCUAGAAAAUAAAGUAUAUGGAGGUUCUCUUGAAGCACGGAGACAAUCUAACUCCUCUCAAGAAAUCAUGGCCAGACCACGCCCAUCAUUCGCCGAUGAAGAUAGACCGUUUGUGGAUCCACUCAAAGUACGGAGACAGUCCAAUUCCUCGCAAGAGAACCCCCGCCCUGCAUUGAACGAGGCAGACAUUACACCAACAUUCGAACAAGCACGGGAAUCCUUCCGCGCUCUCGAAGCCUCAUCUCCUGUCUCAUCUCCCACCCCAGUAUCCAGAGACGACUCCCGAAACCCCUUUUUCCUCCAAACAGUCCAUACUCGUCCAGGAUCACUAGACCUCGACAGAGCAACGAUGAUUGAAGAACCAAAACCCGAGCCCGUUAAGAAAGGUUUCUUCGCGGACGUAAAAGAAACCGUGCUCCCAGAAAUGGUCCAACAAUCUCACACUCCCCCCAACCGCAGCUCCGUAACUUCUCCUACCCCAUACAAGGAGAAAGUCUACGCCUCCAUCUUCGAAGCUUCUCAAACAGAACCUUCAACAACCCCUCCACCUGUACACCCAAAACCGUCGAUGUACCAAUUGUCUAACCAAUCCACUAACCGACUAUCCAAUGCAUCAAUAAAUCAACUAUCCAACGUCUCCACCAGAGAACUAGCUCGGGCGCCCUCGCCUACACCCACAACUGCAGAUUUCACAAUUGACCAGAUUACACCACAGAUACCAAAGGACAUCAUAAACGCAAAACUCUUACGCGCUCACACGUCUACCAACCUAGAAACAGAUAAAGAAUAUCGUCCUAAAGAGCAAUACGUAAAACACCCAAUGGACCUCGCUAACACAAAACUCUCCCAAACAAUCUCAACAUCCUACAUCAAGCGAGGCGACCAACCCCAUCCCACCCAGUACGCUCAAUACCCCGAAAGCCGCACUCCCCCCAAAGUCCUCGCCCCCAGCCCACGCAUCUCCUCGCCUCCGCGCGUCUCCUCGCCCCCAAAGCCCUCUCAAGCCUAUAAAGUCAAAUCCCCCGUCACCAAACCCGCUCAGCCCAAGCAACCCGUGCAGCCCGUUCAACUGGACAAAGAAAGCCCCAUCAGCACCAUUAACCUCCGACCGAUGAGCAAAGGGGAUCCCGUCGCGGAUCUCAGGGACCUGAUUUCCAGGCCUGAGACUCCCGUGUCUCCGAUGCCGAGUCUGAGCUUGAUGCGCACAAGGACCGAGGAGAGUCCGGUUGUGGGUGUGGGUGGGAGGGAUGGCACGGUGGAGGGAGAUGUCUGGAUCCCGAACCCGGGGGGGAAGGAGAAGGCGAGAAAGAGUAAGAAGAGGUUUGCUGUUAAUAGGUUUUAGGGAGGCUUUGGCUGAGGUUCUUGCAGCGGUGGGUUUUUCCGAGGCUUUCAUAUUCGGUGCUAGGACGAAUUUUAUGGUUUUUGAGGGCGUGGUGGUUGAGGUGGAAUAAUAUGUGCGAGCAGGAUUUAGGAAUAUGUGUACACUGUACUGUACGUGUUGAUGGUUACGACUUACGAAUCGACGAAGCAUGGACGACGACAGACCAGACCAGCGGAACGAUUUUGUUCUGUAUGCAUUCGCCAGAAAGAGAAAUUGGGUAGAUAGAAAUAGGAAGGAAGGAGGAAGAGCUGGGAUAUACAUGUGAUUGGUGCGUGGAGGUUGAAAAGUUGUAUUGAGGGGUAAGGAAGUCAGUUUUGUUAUUAUGGAGGAGCGAUACGGGUUUUGCUGGGAUUUGGCGUACAGUGCGUGUUAUUUUCGAUAUCCUCCUACUGCAGUUUGUUGUUUAUGUACGUUUUUGCAUUGGUGUUGAAUAUGAAGUUCUUUAGCAUUAAAAGAAUUAUCUUACUAUUAUCCUGUCU
This is a messenger RNA of Hymenoscyphus albidus, 3969 nucleotides long. Lineage: Eukaryota; Fungi; Ascomycota; Leotiomycetes; Helotiales; Helotiaceae. The record is from the annotation of a GenBank genome assembly.